UUUUUUAUUUUCCCUUUUCUUUUAAAUAAAAUUUUAAAUUUUUUUUUAUACCCUCUUAUUCUUCAUGGAUCCCAAGGGCUCAAAGGAAGCAUUAUCACCACCACAACCAAAACCAAACUUCUUGACUCUCCCAUCAUCACCAUCAUCACCACCCCAACAACAACAACAACAAAACAUGGGAGAAAACAAACCUGCGGAGAUCAAAGACUUCCAGAUAGUGAUAGCGGAGAAAGAAGAGAGCAAAAAGCAGUUGGCUCCGAAGAGAAGCUCCAACAAGGACAGGCACACGAAGGUCGAAGGCAGGGGAAGGAGAAUACGGAUGCCGGCUUUAUGCGCCGCCAGAAUAUUCCAGCUGACGAGGGAGUUGGGCCACAAGUCCGACGGGGAGACCAUUCAGUGGCUGCUCCAGCAGGCGGAGCCGUCGAUAAUCGCCGCCACGGGGACGGGGACGAUCCCGGCGUCGGCUCUGGCAGCCGCGGGAGCCUCUGUUUCGCAGCAGGGGAGCUCUGUUUCGGCUUCUCUGCAACAUCAGAAAAUCGAAGGGUGGGGGAAUUUGGGGAGAGCAGCAGCAGCCGCAGCAGCCCAUGUCGUGGGGGCCACAGGGAUGUGGGGCCCACCGCAAGGGUUGGUCAGUAACAGUGGUGGGUAUGGUGUUGGGAUUGGUGGGGGGUUUCAGUCGUCAUCAUCAUCAGGAUCAAUGGCAGGAGGAUCAACGGGUGAGGAAGGAGGAGGAGGGAGUUCGAAUUACUUGCAGAAGAUUGGGUUUUCUGGGUUUGACUUGCCGGUGACGAACAUGGGGAUGGGUGGUCCUUCACCACACAUGAGUUUUACAUCAAUUUUGGGUGGUGGGGCAAGCCAGCAGGCUCCUGGGUUGGAGCUUGGAUUGUCACAAGAUGGGUGUCAUAUUGGGGUUUUGAACACUCAGGCUCUGACCCAGAUGUAUCACCAGAUGGGUAGGGUCCACCACCAUCAGCACCAUCACCACCAACAGCAGCAGCAGCAGCAGCAACAGCAGAAUCCGAACCAUCAAACUUCUGCUAAGGAUGAUUCUCAAGGCUCAGGACAGUGAGUGAAUUAAAACUUAAUAGAGUGGUGAAUUAUGGAUCAUGGAUGAGAUUGAUACAUUAGAAAGUGGGAAAAUUUGGGGAGAAGCAUGAGUCAAGAGCUGGGAGGCUGAGUAUUGAAACUUUUUUUUUUUUUGUUUUGUUUUGUUUUUGUUUUUGUUUUUUUGUUUUUCCCUUGAUGCUUCUUUUUGUAUUGUAUAAUUGGAUAGAGUAUGAACAAAAGAAAAAAAAAAAUGAUACUUAAGAGAAAGAGAGAAUUCAAAAUAGGCACUGGGAUUUGGUUUUGCCCCCACUUUCUUCUUUCUCCUCGCUUGGCUCAUGUUUCCAUAUGCAGGUGGGAAUGUGCAACCGCCAUAUAGCAUCGGUUUGGGCUUUAACUUCUUUAAAUUCAGAAGGUGUGUUGAGUAUAGUGUAAGCCAAUCUAAUUUGAUCUACUGAGGUCUUGAAGGAGGGAUGAUCAGUUUGUUUUUUGUGAAUUUUUAAAUGUAGAGUUAUAUAUAGUCAUACUUCUUCAAUUUCUUAUUAGAUCUUCAAUUGGUUAUUUUUUAUGUUAUCGAUAUUCUUUAUACAACUUUUAACGGAAGAGCACUUGCUAUUCAUCACCA
This is a messenger RNA of Morus notabilis, 1669 nucleotides long. Its product is annotated as transcription factor TCP20. The coding region runs from base 65 to 1069 and encodes 334 amino acids. Gene Ontology annotation, cellular component: nucleus. Gene Ontology annotation, molecular function: DNA-binding transcription factor activity; sequence-specific DNA binding. The record is from RefSeq and is a predicted model, not a curated record. NCBI's taxonomy places the organism in Eukaryota, Viridiplantae, Streptophyta, Magnoliopsida, Rosales, Moraceae. The transcript has 2 exons.